ACCGCUAUUCUCAGACCCUCAGAGCCAAAGUCGAACAAGUGUGGCCUUAUAAAAAGGACUGAAAGCCGCGAGAAGGAGCCACAUUUCAAGGUGAAGGACUGAAUGAUCUGCAGGCUCAUUUGGAUGUAGAUUUGGGUGCACGGAAAACGCCGCUUGCACUUUUAGGCAACUGCAGACAGGCUUCCUCAGCUUCUCAAAGUGGCAUGUUAUGGCUGUCUAGAGUCACACGUCAGCCACGCAGAGACGACAACAUGAAGGUGACAGCCCUGCUCAUCAUUUGCUCCUGUCUGAUCCUGGGGAGUUUGGGAAAGCCACAGUUCCCUGAACAAGAGAAAGAUCCCAAGUUCUGGAAUACUUGGGCCCAGCGGACCCUGAAGAACGCCCUGACGCUGCAAAAUCUCAAUCAAAACAAAGCAAAGAAUCUCGUCUUCUUUCUUGGAGAUGGGAUGGGCGUUCCCACGGUGACGGCUGCUCGAAUACUGAAGGGUCAGCUGAACGGACAGAGCGGAGAGGAGACGCAGCUGGAGAUGGACAAGUUCCCUUUUGUGUCUUUGGCCAAGACAUACAACACUAACGCGCAGGUGCCAGACAGUGCUGGUACCGCCACGGCUUACCUCUGCGGGGUCAAGGCCAACGAGGGCACGGUGGGAGUGAGUGCAGCUGCUGUCCGGUCCAAGUGUAAAACCACACAGGGCAAUGAGGUCACCUCCAUCCUCAGAUGGGCGAAGGACGCAGGCAAGUCAGUGGGAAUAGUGACAACGACCCGAGUCAACCACGCGACUCCGAGCGCCGCAUACGCCCACAGCGUGGACAGAGACUGGUACUCCGACAAUGAGAUGCCAGCUGAAGCACUGCAGGACGGCUGCAAGGAUAUCGCCAGACAACUCUUUGAAAACAUUCCCAACAUUGAUGUGAUUAUGGGUGGAGGGAGGAAGUAUAUGUUCCCUAAAAACACGUCGGACGUCGAGUACCCCGGCAUUGCGAAGCACAGCGGCACAAGAAAAGAUGGACGAAACCUGGUGCAGGAAUGGACUGACCGAAUGAAGGACAAAAAGGGCCAUUAUGUAUGGAACAAGAAGCAGCUCUUAUCACUGAACCCUAACAACGUGGAUUACUUAUUGGGCCUAUUUGAACCUGGGGAUCUGACAUAUGACUUGGAGAGGAACACUGAGACCGAUCCUUCGCUGACAGAGAUGGUGGAGGUGGCCAUCAAGAUCCUGAGGAAGAACCCCAGUGGAUUUUUCCUGCUUGUAGAAGGAGGGCGUAUCGACCACGGACACCAUGACGGCAAGGCCAAGCAGGCUCUGCAUGAAGCUGUGGAAAUGGACAGAGCCAUCGGCCGGGCAGACCUCAUGACCAGCAUCCACGAUACACUGACCAUAGUCACCGCUGACCAUUCUCAUGUGUUCAACUUCGGAGGCUACACCGCCAGGGGAAACACGAUAUUUGGUCUCGCCCCAAUGUUGAGUGAUAUUGACCAGAAGCCCUUCACCUCCAUCUUAUAUGGAAACGGACCAGGUUACAAAAUUGUUAACGGUGCGAGGGAGAACGUCUCCACUAUUGACUACCAGGAAAACAACUACCAGGCGCAGUCAGCUGUACCUCUGAGCAUGGAGACUCACGGAGGAGAGGAUGUGGCUGUGUUUGCUAAAGGUCCCCUGGCUCACCUGCUGCACGGCGUCCAUGAGCAGAACUACAUCCCCCACGUCAUGGCGUAUGCAGGCUGCAUCGGCCAGAACAGGGAACACUGUUUGCGAGGCAGCGGGGCUUCUGGUUUGCGCCCCAUCCUGUCCUCCAUCGCAGCCCUUUUCACAGUCACCCGACUUCUGUGCUGACCUUCCUGUGACAGUCCUCAUCCUGUUAAAACCCGCAGGUUUAACCAGUCAUACAUUUUAAAAUUUCAAUUUUUCUUGUCGUUGUUUUUUUUCUAAUUUUACUCAACAAUGUUUCGAUCAUGGGACCACUGUUCGGCCACUUUUGUGUUACGAUAACGAGUCGACACGUUUUCAGUUUCAGUGUAUUCAGACAGAUAUGUAAAACAUUAUAUAAUCAAACACCCAAGAUGAUGCACUGACACCACAAAAUCAGAGAACUCAGUUGUGAUAUGUCUAUGGAAUAGUUUUUAUGAAAGGUUUUAGGACCUGUUAAGCCUAUUUGUUAAAUGUAAACCCUUUAGCUUUGAAUAGAAUAGAAGAUUGGAUUUACAAAUGUUCGAAGAAUUUUCAUAUUUUAAAUGUGCAGUUAACAGAAUCUACCUCAUACGCUUGCUAAAGAUCUCUCAUGUAAUUAUGAUGGACAAAUUUUAUGCCGAAACCAGAGGCAACUGAAUGUAUGAUUGACAAAAAAAGAUAUAUAUUCCUUGUCAUACACAUUGUGCAAACUUGCGAAAAGCACUGAAGAAGCCCACCUACCAUUGUUGUGUCCAAUAACAGAAGCUGUACAACCUCUUAACCAAUAAAAGAAAUGUUUGUUUUCUCAUAA
Molecule: messenger RNA, 2481 nt
Organism: Chelmon rostratus (copperband butterflyfish)
Lineage: Eukaryota; Metazoa; Chordata; Actinopteri; Chaetodontiformes; Chaetodontidae
Gene: alpl
Product: alkaline phosphatase, biomineralization associated
Exons: 12
Coding region: 204-1835 (543 amino acids)
Biological process (GO): dephosphorylation
Cellular component (GO): plasma membrane
Molecular function (GO): alkaline phosphatase activity
Source: RefSeq, a predicted model, not a curated record